CCAGUCCGUGGCAUCACACAUCCAUUGCUGCACACACCCUAACCUUGUCGUACAUACACUCCAACCAUGCGAGAUACAGAGCCCCUGACCUUAUCCCAUGGCUGACGCGAAAAAAGCAACAGACGGCCCUGAGCCCAACUCCUCGGUGGCUUUCGAUUUCACCCUCCUCCCAGACUUCGACAACGACUUUGUGAAUGAAGAUGACUUCGCCGAGUUUGCAAAGGCCUUAGCUGCCCCUGAGAUCUCUCCCUCUACCGAUGACCUUACCGCCCCGGCGGCCGAAACUCGUACCUACUUCACAGCACUCAACGACUGGCGGCCGAUCCACCAGCGCGUGCGGCGGCGCAAGAAAAGCAAGGCACCGUCGGGGCGAGGCAAGGAUGAAACACGCGAAGGCUUCGUCUAUGUGCUGCUCAAGUGGCCGCUGUUGGUGGUCGUCCUUGGGUGGCUGCUGUUCCUAAGCAUAGCAUACGUCUUCACCCGACUGUACAUCUACCUGUACGAGCACUGGAUAACAUGGAGAGGGACACGGCAAAAACUACGGAAGAGAUUAGAGAAUGCUACUUCAUACGAGGACUGGAUACGCGGGGCAAAAGAAAUCGACACGUACUUGGGCAACGACUCGUGGAAGGAGACCCCUGAGUACAGCUACUAUGAUAGUAAAACAUUGAAAAAGGUGCAUGAACAAAUUGUAAAGUUGCGGCAAAGGGCAGAGUCGGACGAGAAUGGUAGGUCAGGGGCGAAGACUGGGGAAGGCCAGCAUAAAGCGGUCGAAGACUUGCGCGCUCUCAUGGAAGCCUGCGUGAAGAACAACUUCGUAGGGUUCGAGAACCCGAGGCUUUGGAGCGAGACGUACUAUGGGACCAAAGAACUUGUUCAGAGCUUCGUCGAUGAGGCCGAGAAAGCACUGACGUUUCUCCUCCGCACCACACAGCUUGAUGCGGACAACAAACGGGCCCUGUUCAAACACUUGGGCAGCAACUUUGGACGGACUGCGCUAUGCCUGUCUGGAGGAGCAACCUUUGCGUACUACCAUUUCGGCGUCGCCAAGGCGCUGUUGGACGCUGAUCUCCUACCGGAGGUCAUUACUGGAACGUCUGGCGGAGCGCUUGUGGCAGCACUGCUGUGUACGAGGACUGACGAAGAGCUUAAAAAGCUCCUCGUUCCAGCUCUUGCUCACCGUAUCACGGCCUGUUCCGACGACAUGUUCACCUGGAUCAAAAGAUGGUACACCACCGGGGCGCGAUUCGAUAGCGUAGAAUGGGCGAAGAAGUGCGCGUGGAUGACGCGCGGAAGCAUGACCUUUAGGGAAGCGUAUCAGCGAACCGGUCGUAUAUUGAACGUGUCAUGUGUCCCCUCCGACCCACAUUCCCCAACAAUCCUCGCUAACUAUAUCACGGCUCCUGACUGUGUUGUUUGGUCCGCAGUCCUCGCAUCAGCCGCUGUUCCUGGGAUCUUGAAUCCGGUUGUGCUAAUGAAGAAGAACAAGGACGGUACACUGUCACCCUAUUCGUUUGGCCACAAGUGGAAGGAUGGAAGUUUGAGGACUGAUAUUCCAUUGAAAGCACUCAAUCUCCACUUCAAUGUUCGCUUCUCCAUUGUGAGCCAGGUCAACCCACACAUCAAUAUUUUCUUCUUUUCAUCCCGCGGCUCCGUAGGACGACCCGUUACCCAUCGACGAGGACGCGGUUGGAGAGGCGGCUUCAUAGGCUCAGCAACUGAACAGUACCUCAAACUCGAUCUAAACAAAUGGCUCAAGGUACUCCGACACCUCGAGCUGUUGCCACGACCAUUGGGCCAGGAUUGGAGCGAGAUCUGGUUACAGCGCUUCAGCGGUACCAUAACCAUCUGGCCAAAGUCGAUUCCCUCGGACUUUGUCCAUAUUCUUGCCGACCCCACGCCGCAGCGGCUAGCGCGUAUGAUUCACGUCGGCCAGCAAUCUGCAUUUCCCAAGCUCAAGUUCAUUGCCAAUCGCGCUAAAUUGGAAAACAUUAUCCAGCAAGGGAGACGUCAGUACCGACCUCGUGGGACGCGCGAUGGUGAUCUCGUCAAUAUAUUUUCGGAAGACGAUUUGCGCGGCUUGCUCAAACGUACAAAAAGCAACGGCCCAGAAGAUGGCGCUCCGUUCCCGAUGUCUGGCUCUGAGUCUUCUUCGUCGUCUGCAGGCUUAUCUCGACCGGGUUCCCCUGUGACCCUCCCACUGGGCUUCAACUUUGGACGAAAGAACAAGCGGCAGCUUGCAAAUUUGAAGACGAAUCCGUCAGACAAGCCAUCCGAAGUUCCAGAUAGCCCGUCCCUGACAAAGCGUCUUAGCGGUUGGUGGUCAGCUAUAUCUCCGCAAGCGACGGCAGACUCCACAGCGCUCGACACCUCUCGCACGCAUUUACGGCCCACAGCGCACCGCCAGGAUCGUCCUAAUUCAAUGUUUGAAUUUCGGCCGCCCAAGGAAUUGAGUGAUCUGUACAAAGAGAGCGCCGGACCAUCGCAGAUUGGUAGUCGCAAUCCUAGGAAACAAAGUAGAGUCUUCGUAGACGAUGACUCAGAUAAUGAAGACCAUGCGCAGCACAGCUCAAGACAUGAACAGCAUGAGGCUGGCGUGUUUGGGGACGAGGAUUCUGGCGAGGCAGCGGAAUUUGGCGACGACGAGAGCGAUGGAGAAGAGGUACAGAGUGGUGGAGUAGGACUUUGAAUUUGAAGGGCGGGCGGCAUAGAUACUCUCUUAUGUUUACACUUGCUUAGUUGCAUAGCGUUGGUAGACGGCAAGGAGAAUCUCCUUAGACGUAGCGGUUUUCUAGAAUGUUAUCUGAGAUAUAAACAUUUUCUAGAGUAUCCGAGUCUUCACUCUACGAAAAGGAUUUAGACACCUUAUAUUACCGCCGUAACUAUCGUUAUCCAAAGCGCGAGGCGAUCGGCCGGGCUUGGCAUGCACGUCAUCGACGACACGCAUCCGACGCGAGAUCACAAGGCAGCCAUCUCUAGUUGAUCAACCUCAAGAAUACAUCCA
Molecule: messenger RNA, 3004 nt
Organism: Cucurbitaria berberidis CBS 394.84
Lineage: Eukaryota; Fungi; Ascomycota; Dothideomycetes; Pleosporales; Cucurbitariaceae
Product: lipid particle protein
Exons: 2
Coding region: 98-2689 (863 amino acids)
Biological process (GO): lipid metabolic process
Molecular function (GO): triacylglycerol lipase activity
Source: RefSeq, a predicted model, not a curated record